This is a messenger RNA of Saccharomyces eubayanus, 306 nucleotides long. It is a transcript of the gene ATP17, whose product is annotated as F1F0 ATP synthase subunit f. Gene Ontology annotation, biological process: proton motive force-driven ATP synthesis. The record is from RefSeq and is a predicted model, not a curated record. Bases 1 to 306 code for a protein of 101 amino acids. NCBI's taxonomy places the organism in Eukaryota, Fungi, Ascomycota, Saccharomycetes, Saccharomycetales, Saccharomycetaceae. The transcript has a single exon.
AUGAUUUUUAAACGUGCAGUAUCUACACUAAUUCCCCCAAAAGUGGUGUCAUCCAAGAACAUCGGUUCAGCACCAAAUGCUAGGCGUAUUGCCAAUGUUGUGCACUUUUACAAGUCCUUACCUCAAGGUUCAGCACCAGCAAUCAAGGCCGACUCUAGAUUGGGUAGAUAUAAGGCUAAGUAUUUUAAUGGGGAUAACGCUAGCGGUAAACCAUUGUGGCACUUUGCUCUGGGAAUCAUUGCCUUUGGUUACUCAAUGGAAUACUACUUCCAUUUGAGACAUCACAAAGGUGGUGAAGAGCAUUGA